Penicillium brasilianum is the source of this 9998-nucleotide messenger RNA. Lineage: Eukaryota; Fungi; Ascomycota; Eurotiomycetes; Eurotiales; Aspergillaceae. The record is from the annotation of a GenBank genome assembly.
CUGUAAGUAAGCAGCGCAUUCAUAUCACCUGCAAUUGCCUCAUCCCGGCUCGUUUUCUUGACUCCACCUCGCCCUCUGAUGCUACAGCUUCAUAUUUCUCUAAAAUGGCUCUGUUAUGAUCGGACUAUACCAUGUCUGACCCUGGCGAGAGCUCAACUCCUCGCCGCUCACACAGAACUGGCGUGGACCCCUCGGAGUCAGCCACCUACAACAGCGGUUAUGAGCAUCAUCGGUCCAAGAAAGCCGAGCACCCUUCUGGACGAUCUGUGUUGACGCCAGUUUAUAUUCCAUCCGAAAAGCCUUCAGUGGAUAUUAUUUUUGUGCACGGUCUGAACAGCACCGCCCUCAAGACUUGGACUAGCGAAUCUCUCUGCUUCUGGCCAGUGGAUCUUUUACCAAAGACCCUGGCAGUUUUCCCGGUCUUUCCCAGGAUCCUUACUUAUAGCUAUGACGCGAGCAAGGGCGACGAUAUUCUAAGUCAUGCCCAGGAGCUGGCAGAGACUGUAGCGAGCGACAGAAAAAUCGGAAAUUGUCUCGACCGGCCGAUCAUCUUCGUCUGUCACGCGCUAGGCGGAAUGGUCGUCAAACAAGCUCUUGUUCACAGCUAUAGACUGACGACCAGCAAAUACAUCCAAUCUAAUUACGUGUCGACUGCUGGUGUCAUUUUUCUCGGGACACCGAACACUCCAGCCGAUGUUACCAGAUGGGACUCGACGCUGCAUGGCAUCACUUCUGCUGUACUUCCUGCCGAGUCUAUGCAGAAGUUCUCGCGAUCUUCGCAACUGACCGACUCGCUGGCUACCAGCGGUGCCUUAUUGGUACAAAUAAAUCGUGAUUUCAAGGAGAUAUCGUCUCAUAUUCAUGGCUCUGUUUUCGCCGAGGCUAAUCAAGCCAGACCGAGUAUGAGAACAAAUUUACAAGGGCUUUCCCAGUCACCCAAUUCCACGAAUGAGGGGAAGCAGGGGCGCAAAGAACGGUCUCGGCUGGAUGGUUCUUUCCAAAAAUUGGGAAUCAGUUUGAAUGAUAAGAGUUCACAAACUCUGGAAGGUGAUGACGAUACAACCGACACAUUGUUCGACGGCGAGCAAACUGUCCUUGUGUCUAGAAAUGUUAGAGGCGGUGGUCCGAAUGUCGUCGAUAGCAAAUCAGCAGCACAAAAUCUGCCUGAUGUAACUAAGGUGUGGAUCCAAGCAGAUCUUGGCCAUCUUUGCAAGUUUGACAAUGCAAAUUCUCCAGGCUAUGAAGCUGUGGCGGGUACCAUCUGUCAAUACUCCGAACGAGCAUCCAAGAUAACCCAGGAUCGCUGGGUUGACGAGGGAAGAAUUCAUGCUCUUGGGGUACUUAAAGGAAAAUUCUACAGGGCUCUCGAGACUCAUCACGCUAUAGGCUCUGUGUUUUCAAAGAGCCCUAGCUCUCAGUACCGCCUAGCAAAAAUUGGCCAGGGGAGUGACAGGCAGCCUUUUAUCUCGCCCCCAGGGUUCCGCCCCAAUGAAAUUUUUGUCGGCAUGCAGAUAGAGUUAGAAUUCCUACAUCGUCACUUGUUCGAGUCCAAGGUUCAGGGUUAUGGCAACAGCUCUGUUCUGAUUACCGGUGUUCGAGGAUCCGGCAAGACACAGCUGGCGCGGGAAUACGUCUUCUCAUCUCGCAAAUUUUACCCCCAUGGAAUAUUCUGGAUCAAUGCUAGCUCUUAUCAAUCAACGUGGAAGGGCUUGACAGAGAUUGGUAAAGCAGUUGAGCUACCACAUGACACUAACUACGAAAUCAAACGUUUCAAUGACUCUGGGGAUCAGGGGCUACAAUAUGCGCUCGACGUCCUCGCGUUGAUCACGAAGCUGGAAGAUUGUCUUUUAGUUUUCGAUGGGAUGAAACUUGACGACGGAGACGACAUAAUGAAGUUCAGACGCCUUAUACCGAGAAGGCCAAAGGGCAGUGUUCUCUACACGUCGAUUGACGACGAGAUACUUGGACCACUCCUUCCCAAAUCACAUCACUUAUCGAUCCCUCGACUACAGGUUGAAGAUGCUUGCAAGCUUCUGUAUAAGACUCUCGGGAUAGGCACUCCAACAAAGAAGCAAAUCCUUGGAGCAUCGACCCUUGUGGAACGCUACGAGUGUUUACCAUUGGCUAUUCACGCACUAGGCCACCGUCUCAAAGCAGAGGACAAAUCAAUCGAGGAAAUCACUAUGAAUGAACCCACGAAGGUUUUCCCGACGGUCAUAUCGGAAAUAUAUCGCUUGCAGAGACGUCAAGCUAUGAAUCUGCUUCAUCUGCUGUCAUUUUUAAACAAUAGCAUUCCAGUGCGUCUGAUUGAGUUUGGAUGCGACGCAAUGACAGAAGCCAUUUCUGCUGAUAUCUUGAUGAGCCCUCGACCUGGGGCGGUCCCUGAUCUUGAAACCACAAUAGAAACUUUGAUGCGGUAUGGGUUGAUUGAGCGAGAGAAUGGUACCGAAACCCACGUGUCUCGGUCCCCGGCAGUUUCACCAGCAGAAAUUGGUUCGGGAAUCAGUUACCCGAACGGCCUCCUCUCCGUUGAACGGGAAAUCACAAAGCUUAAUAUCUCUGCCCUUGUGCAGUCUUUCUGCAGGGACGAGGUGCGACGGAAAGAUGCCGAGUCUUCGUGGGAGCUAGAGCUACAGCUAAAGAGAAGCAACGGACAAGGCCAAGCUGGAUUCUAUGAUACAUGGCUGAUUCUUGCGAGUCGCUUCCUCAGAAAGUCCUUCCAUACCGCCCAGGAAACUGCGGACAGGCUUCGAUGUCCUCUUGAUAUGCGUGAUUAUAAGGAGUAUGCAGCUCAUGUCGCUCGAUUGACCGAGCAGUUUGAAGAAAACAACCAAAACGGACUUACGCCUCUGCCUUGGUACAUGAAAGAUGCCCAACAGAGCUUGGAAACUUUGCGCGGUAGUAUAGUUGAAUCCCAGAUAUUCUCCGAAGGCUUACCUCGACAUUCUGCCGCCAGCCAAAGGUCUAUAUUUGCAAGGGACCCCGCAUUAAUCUCGGAAGACGCCAGAUCAGUGGACCGAUUAGAUGCCAUUGACUUUUUGAUGACCGAAAGCUCCAUUAUUGAGCAUGAUUUCGAUGCUACAGUAGGGUCGGAGUCUCAUUAUGUGUCUGAUCGAGUAUUUUCUGCGGGUCCGCAUUCUACUCUGGAUACUCAAACGGCUCCAACAGCUCCCACGGCUCCAACGUCUUCGGUUUCAGAGGCGGACGAUCUACGGACAGUAUAUUCCGAUACUCUGUCCAUGGAUGGCUCAACCAAGGAGGCUUAUAUCCACGAGCUCGCCCAUGAACUUUUCAACAAUGUUUCUACUUUCCAACUAGAUUCCACAUCUAUGAGGCGUAUCGCGGAUAACCUGCCAGGAUGUCUGAAAGCUUUCUCAUUGAGACUUGGGUCUAGUGUCUCGACCCAACAACAGAUCCAUCGAGACGUGACUGUGUUCAUUCACAAAUAUAGACAUGACAUAGCCAAUGCAUUCAACCAUUCACUGGAGGAUCCAUCCACGGACACAGAGUCCACAGCAGAUGAAGAUAUGCCACUCGGCGAGAAAAUGAAACUCUGGUUGAGCCAUGAUGUGGACACCACUGGGGAAUCACCUUUGGGGUCUGAAGAAGAUCUCCUUACGCUUCUGCUUCCGAUCAUCGAGACGGGCGAAGAGUCCAAUUCUGAUGCUUAUCCUGUCAUGCCGGGAUUACAGAAAUACCGCGAAUGUAUCCUCGAAAACCCGGCCUAUGACUGGCUCCUUGGUGAUAUCCAGAGACACUGUCUUCUCGAGCCAUCAUGUCCAGAUACAAGGGCAGAGAUUAAUAGUGCGAUCGUGCAAGGUCUUCCCUCGCAGCUUCAUUUCAGCAGACGAGAAUCAGUACCUUCGUAUAAAGUGACAUAUUCUUUGGACUGGGACCUGUUUGCCUUUCUAGAGAACCAGGAAUACAACGAGAGCAAUGCUAAAGCACUUCCUUUAGUCAUCACACUCACAGGCUCUCGUGAAGCAGCCCAGGCGCUGACUUGCUCCGAAUAUCUGCAUCAGACAUGGCCAUUAUCUGCGGGAGAGAUGGUCAAGCUACUGCAAGAUUUGCUAGAGAAGGGACCAAAGACCAAGGCCACGGGCAAGCUGCCGGACGGCACAAAUCUUGUCGCUUGGUUCGAUGCCUGUGAGGCUUCGAAAAAUGUGAAGCUCAAGGUUGAAGUGAGGGGCUCUGCCUAUUCAAUCGCUGAGAUAGGAGAGCAGCUAUCAUGGCUAGGAUCAACUCUUCGCUCUUCACCCCAACCUGACCAAGUCGUAUAUUGUCAUCCUCAAGUUGGGAAGCUAAGGGCAGUUCAUGAUGAGGAUCCGGACGGCAAGAAGCAACAAGGCACCGACUUCUGCGCAGAUAUUUCCUUUUCAAUCAAGAUGGAGACACUUGCAGCCUCCAAGAUUAACGGCGAGUGCUGGCACGAUCUCUUUCGGAACGGUGUGGUCGUCGAGGGCUUCCCAUUAUCCCGACGACCUGAAGCAGGUGCGACGAAAGGCCUUGACAUCCCCCUUCCAAUGAUGGCUCGCCUUGCUCAAGCAAGUUAUGUAAACACUUUCUUAGGCAGUCCGAUUAUCAAAGGAUUUUCGUCAAUGCUUAUUCCCACUGAGGACCACGAAGAGCUGGUUGUGUGGCAUUUGGUGCAUAAUAAGAACGGCGAUCGAAUAUCAUAUCUCGACAGCAAUGUGCUUCCCGUAAAGGGAAUAUCAGCCUUGAAGCUAUCACAGGCACGCCACAUUCUGGGGUGGUGCUCAAAUGCUAGACAUCUUGCAGGUACGCGGAAUGCAGCAUAUGACAUAUCAGGCUCCCACCUUCCAAGACUACGUGACGACGGACUUCUCAGCCAAGCAUUCAUUUAUAAUGGACAGAUGAUUAAAGGCGGCACACCCUUCUUGGUGGGAUAUAAAGAUACAUCUAUUCAUGUGUCGAGAGGUGGUUAUCUACGAAAACUCAAAUGGAUCAUCCAAAAGUCCGUGGUCCUUUGGGACGAAGCGACAAAGCGAGGUUGGCUGCUAAAUGGAGCAAGCGCUCUCCUCCAUCUAGUGCGUGCCUCCAUACAGCAUGACACUACGGGACCCUUCAGUUCAGAGUGUCCCUUCAGGUGGGACGACUUGGAGGAGCCGGCAGCCGAAUCAAAAAGCACAUCUGAAUUUGCAAUUGCAAUUCUAUUAAGCCGCAGGAAUCGGGACCUGGCGAUAUUUGAGGGCAAAGACGACCACGUUAAGUUUGAAGAUCGAGUGGAGCACUUUCUGAACAUGUUCGAACAAAUCUUCGACUAUCAGGUCCACGCUGCCGGGCCAGAUGGCAGUGGAUACCGUUCGAAAGGUAUUCCCAGGGCACAUUUCGAGGGCUGGGACUUUCACGAUCUCGCUACUGAGAUAGAUUCGUUACACCCACGGCUAGCGACUUUCGCUCCCCAGGGAAAGGCAUGGGUUGAUUUCACACGCUCAAUACAUGCAAUCAAUCUUCUCGGUCGCGACUUUGGUGAAAUUCUUGCUCCGUCGGACAUUUCUUGUCCCCACUGGGCCUCGCUUCCCACGCAUGAGUACUAUCUGGCAGCCGGGGUUUCAGAUUUGAAGAUGGUCCUUGAGUAUACAGGUGAUCUGACGACAAAUCCCAUACGCCUAAGCGAGAAUCUCGUGUGGCACAAUCCAGACAUGGUCUUUGAGCCCUGCGGUUGUGCUGAUGCCACCGCGGAUCAUUCGGAUAUUGCACAAGUGAUACUGCCGAUCACGUUAUCAACUAAUACAGAGGGAUGCCUGGAAACUGUCAAUUUGGGACACGAUGGAGCGGUAGUUUUUGGAUAUAAUCGCAACUUCCAGUGGCGCUGGGGAGAUUCCGGAGACCCUGAGAGGAGCGAAAUCGUCAACAACGAAAGCAAUCAGCUUCCCCCGUUAAGUGAUACUGAAAACACGGCAAGCAACACGCCUUCAGGUGGGUCUGAAAGUGAUAGACUCGACCUGUCGAGCUCGCAAAUGCCUUCGACUUCAACCGAUAUCACCAUUGACAGUUUUGCCGUUGAGGAUGAACCUGUCCAUCCGAAGCCUCUGGUCCGAUCAUACACCAAGUGGCAAUUGGAUUCACUCAGACCCGAGGACUACGCUGUCGGCAUCGUGUGUGCACUGCCGUUAGAACUCCUGGCCGUUCGCGCUUUGUUCGAUCAAACCCACCCCGACCUCCCUCUGUCUAUCGCGGAUUCAAAUCACUACGCCCUGGGAACUAUGGGACGACACAAAGUUGUCGCGGCCUGUCUUCCAGAUGGAGAGUACGGCACAAACUCAGCCGCGGAUGUUGCAUCCAAUUUGCGAAGAAGUUUUCCAUCGGUGAAGUUUUGCCUCUUAGUAGGCAUCGGGGGUGGGGUUCCAUCUUCUAGGAACGACAUUCGGCUUGGCGACGUCGUCGUGAGCAAGCCGAUUGGCAUAAGUCCUGGAGUAAUCCAGUACGAUAUGGGCAAGGCUCUCGAGAACGGCGAGUUCGAGCAGAGUGGAUUUCUACAGCCACCGCCUCGACUGGUAAUGACUGCGCUCAGCAGUCUGAAAUCCGAUCCCCAUUUACCCCAAGCUCCGCUUCAGGAGUAUAUCCAAGAAAUCGCAGCUUGCAGAAGGGAAUAUCGACAUCCAGGAUCAGAAAAUGAUCGUCUAUUUUCCAGUCAUUACGCGCACAAUUCCAAGCACGCCACCUGUAGCCCUUGCAGUGCAAACCAUCUCACCAAACGGCCAAGUCGAUUGGAUCAUUACCCGCGAAUACACUAUGGUCUAAUCGCAUCAGGCAACCGAGUCAUGAAAGACGCAAAACUCCGUGACAGGUGGAGCAUGGAGAGGAACGUACUUUGCUUCGAGAUGGAAGCUGCAGGUAUCAUGAAUACUUUACCCUGUCUCGUCAUCAGGGGGAUAUGCGAUUACUCGGACAGCCAUAAGAACAAGCGGUUCCAAGAAUAUGCGGCGGCAACGGCUGCCUCGUAUGCCAAACUCUUGUUAUCUUACAUGAAAGACAGUAGUGACUUAGACGGGACUGCGUUCCGUUCAGCUAAAGAGGACCAGAGUCUGCUGGGUGUUUUUCGGAGGGCCUUGUCAUUUAUUGGAUGAGGUUUGGGAUGGCCGUCUGAUCUAGCAAAGGUUUAACACAGUCGCUUUGGACGUGGGACUGACAGCUUCACAAAAAGUACUUGUUAAUUCGGCUCAUUGGCAUUUCGCGAUCAUCUACCCAACCAUGGAGGUAUAUCCAUGUGAAUAUGCCCAGAAAGAAACAUGGAUCCGAUCGCGCCUCCCCUGUACUGCCGAAAAUGCAAAUAAGCUCGAUCUUUCGAAUAGACCAGCACCACGUACAAGGCGUUACUUCUGUAAAUCGGUUUGGCCUUGAGCAAACAUGAAAGAAAAGAGACGAAAAACUCCCAUAAACGCCGUGUUCGUCAUACCAGUCGUGUCAUACCCAGGUAUCAUGUGCGCGAAAAGGGAAAAUAAGAAAGGACAUAGAAAAGUGAACAGAUACCGCACAAGAUGAUAGGCACAGUUGAGACAGAACAGUGAGUCUUGGCAUGAGUGAUUUUAUGAGAAUCUUCACUCCUCGUCCCAAGCUUCCAAUUCGGCCUUUUCGUACUCGGCCAUUAUGGCGGGAUCGAAGAUCGUUUCGUUCUCAGACGGGAUAGUGGUCUUGAUAUCUUCAAAAAUCGGAAGGAAGGCCUCGUUCCAGCGCUUUCGUCGAUCCAUGACGAUCUUUGCAGCAUCGCCAACGGCGGGACGGGAAACACCGGCACCAGCAACGCCACCACCAGCACCGCCAGGACGGUGCUUAGCUUGUGAGCCCUUUUUGCUCUUUCCCAUGGUACGAGUUCGCUUGAGAUAAGCUUGCUGGACCUGGGAAUCCAGAUCAUCCUGGAUAGUGGUGAACUCGAGGAGAGCCAUGUGCUCCUGGGCGAUCUUUAGAAUGCGUGCCUUUCGGGCAUUAUUUGUGAUGAUCUGCUUCUUGAGCUCGCCUUGCAAGAGACGCAGGCGCUCUGCCACUUCAUCAUCGUAGUGUGCGUCAUAAUCGGGGUUGUCGUCCGCCCCGAGGAAUCCAAUGUAUCGCAGCUCUGCCUUGGCGCGCUCGUCAAGCUGGGCGUGGUCGAGUUUGGCAACAGAAGUCUUGAAACCAGUUGGUGAAGCGUCCCGGAAGGAAGUAGCCGCGGGAAGGGGCUUAUUCUCCGAGGAGGAUUUUGUCUCCAAAUUGCCAUUUGGUUGGUCCAGUUCCAUCGCGUCACCAUUGAGACCCUCGGCGGCAGGCAGAUCGCCAUUAGUGGAGCUAUUACUGUCCUCAGGAAGGGUGCGGUGCUCAUAGCGCAGAAGAGACACCAGGCGACUAAGCAGCGGUCCGAUCGAAACCUCGUUGGUCUCGGUCUUGUCGUCGGUCAACUGGUCAAUGUUGCCGCGACCUUGGUUUAAAGGCAGCUGGUCCUUGUCGUCCUGAUUGGGAUCGUACGAGACCCCAUCCUCCUCUGCCCAGAUUUGACGAUAAUUCUUCUUUCCACGGCGCGGGAUAAUGAAUGGAUUCGUGCGGUCGCCCUAGAAUUGUGUCAGUUGCACAGCCUCGAGAAAAAUCAAGUCCUUGGAGGCCUACCCUUUCCUUCAGCCACGCGAUGUCCUCCUCGGUGAGAGGUCGCACAUACGGCUCAAUCCAGGUGAGGAAAGUGUUGGCGCCGACCUGGUUUGACGGCUUUGCGUUGCUGAAAUCCUUGUCCGGAGGCACACCGGCCAUCAUAUGAGCUAGGUCGCUCUUGGGAAAACUCGCAACGCUGUAAAUCUCCUUCUUCUCAUCAUCCCCCAUGUCCGGUGUGACGUCGCGGAUGUGGUAGACAGUUGGAUCAUCGAACUUGAGCGGAUUGUCGCCAAAUACCUGGAUUUGAGGUACAGCUGGCUGAGGUUCGGGCUGGUGAGAGUCCUCGCUGGACUCCGAGUCGGGGGAGCCAGGCGCAGCUGCGCCGUCGGCCCCGACAGCUGCUCCAUUCGGAGACAGCAUGGAGGGAGGCGAGAGCGAGGAACUACCGUCGGAAGCUGCGUUCUUUGCGUGCUUGGAAACUGGAGAAGCCGCUGUAUUUGGUCAGUCAAGCUGUUAAAAUGAAGAAAAGCGGGAUGUGGAGCACUGGGGGAAAAACAAAGUGGAGUGGGAGCUCAGAAGUUGGGCUAUGAGUCGCAUCACGUACCUCCUUCAACCUUCGUUUCAGCACCAUCCUGCCGGGCGACAUCAUGGGCUCCAUGGUUCAACGGCCGUUCUUCCUUUGUGCUCGACCGCUCUUUCCGCUUCUUCAGCUUCGCUUUGUGUACCAGAUCAUCAUCGUCUUCGGUCUCCCGCUUCAACUUGGCCCGUUCGCUAACUUCACGACUAAUCUCCUGGUCCUCCAUCACUUCUUUCCUCUUCUGGGACAUCUCUCGCAUACCAGCAUUGCAAGUCUCGCCGCGGGCAUCUGCCAUGUCACUGAGGCUCUUCAGGUAUUCCACCAGGCUCUCGAGGGUUUUCGAAUCGGGAAUAUUUGGGCCGCCAACGAGAUCGAGUACAUCAGUGUAUUGGUCAUUGGCCAGAUCAAUGAGCUUCGUGACAUCGUUCUCAAGGUAGCCUGGAAGGGGCGGCGCUGCAACAGCAGUGGUACCGCCCGCAUUUGAUGGGGUAGUGUUGCGACUACGCGGCGGGCGCGCAUCACGACCUUUGCCCUUGCUCUUGUAAGCGGAAGGCAUUCUGUCUGCUUAGAGUAAAAUAGACAGCAGGGAUAGAUGGGUCAGGAAAAGUGUAGUGGUGGCCUGACAGAGCUGCCGAUAUGUAAGUCGCGAGAUUCUUAGAGUGCAUCCGUGGAGGUCGGAUGACGCAUGCUGCCAGGGACUGCAAAGUCAGAAUCCACUCCAACGGGCAUAAAACUCCUCCCGAUUUGAGUUACUGGAAACUGUAUGAUCCAGACGCGUAGGUUGAGAUGACAAAUGACACAAUCAGUGACAAUCCUGGACGCGCUGUGCUUUGAUCUGGGGGGG